Messenger RNA from Magallana angulata, 1886 nucleotides. RefSeq names its product cytochrome P450 2B4-like. The record is from RefSeq and is a predicted model, not a curated record. The transcript has 4 exons. Gene Ontology annotation, molecular function: heme binding; oxidoreductase activity, acting on paired donors, with incorporation or reduction of molecular oxygen, reduced flavin or flavoprotein as one donor, and incorporation of one atom of oxygen; iron ion binding. Gene Ontology annotation, biological process: xenobiotic metabolic process. Gene Ontology annotation, cellular component: intracellular membrane-bounded organelle; cytoplasm. Lineage: Eukaryota; Metazoa; Mollusca; Bivalvia; Ostreida; Ostreidae. The coding region runs from base 265 to 1788 and encodes 507 amino acids.
AAUCAACCACGUUCCGAUUUAUCGUUAUCAUUUUAUCCAUGUGAUGUGGUUUAUUUUUUCACUUCAAGGAAACUCAGAAGUUCGCGGGAUUAUGGGAUUAUUACUAGUAUUUUAUAAACCCUUUCCGGAUUAAAUUUCUGGCCUCUAAGUAAGUUUUAGUAGCAUAUAAAUAAACAACCUGUGAGCUGUGAGAGCGAACUCCAUGAUGUCUGAAGCAGUGAUGACAAUACGUUUUGCCAGUGUAGUGAGCUAGCCUCUACAAUCAUGAUAUUUGGUUGUCUGGUGGUUCUUGUCGUUGUCUUGUAUUUCUGGUGGAAGAAAACGACGAGGGAUGCCUCCCUACCCCCGGGGCCCACCACCGUCCCGUUCCUGGGGAAUCUUCUCAGUGUGAAUCCGGAGACGAUGCUGGAUAAGUUCCAGGAAUAUAGGAAGAAAUACGGGGACGUAUUUAGCCUUGUCACGGGAUCCAAGACGAUUGUUGUUGUCAGUGGAUAUGAUACACUGAGAGAAAUAUUCAUAAAACAUGGAGAUGUGUCAUCUGCAAGGCCUGAUAUUUUCAUCACAAGAGAAGUUGGAAAAUUCAAAGGAAUUGCCAAUGCCUCAGGAGCGCUGUGGAAAGAACACAGAACUUUUACCCUGAACGCUCUGAGGGAAUUUGGGUUUGGAAAACGUAGCUUUGAGUCCAGGAUAAUAGAGGAAUUAGAAGCGUUCGUUGAAGAAAUUCGUUCAAAGAAAGGACAAUCAUUCAACGUGCACAACUUGCUUAAUGUCUGUAUCUCCAACAUCAUGUGCUCCAUUAACUUUGGUAAACGAUAUGAUCACGGCGACCUGGAUUUUUGUAGACUCUUGGAUUCGGUGAAUCAGAAUCUAACAAACGAGAACGUCAUGUUAGUAGCCACCGUGCUGCCCUUUGUAAGGUAUAUUCCUGGAGAUCCGUGUCGAAUCAAAAACUUGCUGGCAAACAUAGAAAUUGCGGAGAGCCAUUUCAGACAGCUCGUAAAGGAGCACGAACAAACGUUUGAUGAAAACGACCUCAGAGAUUUCAUUGACGUCUUUUUAAAGAGGAUGAAAUCUGAGCAGAAAAAUCCUAAUACAACAUUUGACGAGGAUCAACUCGUGAAGAUAAUAAAUGAACUCUUUGUUGCUGGAACUGAAACAACCGCUACCGCCCUUCGAUGGUUUUGUUUGUUCAUGAUCCGAUAUCCGAAAGUACAAGAGAAGAUGCGCAAAGAAGUCUAUGACGUCAUUGGUACUUCCCGUUUUCCGAGAUUGGAAGAUAAACCUAGACUUCCAUACUGCGAGGCGGUCAUACACGAAACACUCCGAGUGGGAGCCAUUGGUCCAUUCUCUAUUCCUCACGGAUUAUCCAGGGAUCUCCAUUACAAUGGGUUUAUAAUUCCAAAAGAUGCUCUUCUCAUUCAAAACUUGUACUCCUCCUUUUUUGAUGAAAAAAUCUUCCCAGAUCCACAUGCUUUUAAACCUGACAGAUUUUUAGAUGAAAAAGGAAGCCUUCAAAACACCGAAAAAGUUUUGGUAUUUUCUCUUGGUCGUCGAACGUGUCCCGGAGAGGUACUAGCAAGGAUGGAACUCUUUUUGUUUGUGACGUUGAUAAUCCAAAGAUUCAAAUUAGAGCCAGCGGACAUAAACAAUGUACCACCGGAAAAGGGUGUGAUGGGAGUUACCCAUGCCCCGCUUGACUUUUUGAUGAAAGCAAUCGAAAUAAUAUCGACGCCGCUUCCACAAAGUGAGGAUUCCUUCACAGAGGUUUCGUGUAGUAGGAUUAUGUAAUUUUUUCCUAUUACACAUAUUCACACCUACCGGUCUAAACACUGUGAUUUUUUAAAAAUAAAAAUCAUAUUUUAUCAAUAAAAUGAUUUACAAUUUGC